Molecule: messenger RNA, 2014 nt
Organism: Lactuca saligna
Lineage: Eukaryota; Viridiplantae; Streptophyta; Magnoliopsida; Asterales; Asteraceae
Source: the annotation of a GenBank genome assembly
GUCAGGAACCAUAUUCUAUAAAAACGACUAAGAUUUCAUGAUCUAAAAACAAAUUGAAGGAAUCAAGAUUUGAUUCUUGAAAACUCAAAAAUGACAAAUAUCAAAUCUAUAUAUCUCCCUCUUCUCGCUCUCCUUGUAGCCUUACUUCUUUGUCCCACAUUUGCACAUGAAAAACCUGACAACCCGAAUUGUACACCUCCAUCUCACCCAAAGAAACAUAAACCUCCACCACCACCACACGAACCGAACUGUCCUCCACCUCCAUCCAACCCGCCUCCAUCCAACCUGAAUUGUCCUCCACCUCCAUCCAACCUGAAUUGUCCUCCACCUCCAUCCAACCCGAAUUGUCCUCCACCUCCAUCCAUCCCACCUCCAUCCAACCCGAAUUGUCCUCCACCUCCAUCCAUCCCAAAGAAACAAAAACCUCCACCAAAGGCCCCAAACCCAAAACCACCACCGCAAGAGCCCAUCCAAAACCCAACGCCACCACCACAAGAGCCGAUCGAACCCCCUCCACAAGAACCGGAGAAACAAGAACCACCACCACCACCACAAGAACCAAACGAACCUCCAAAACCAACUCCUUUCCAUGGUAUCUUCAAGGGUCAUUUCACCGCCGUUUAUGCUUUUGGAGACUCCUACACAGACACCGGAAAUGCCCAAUUCUUGGGUGGUCUCAAAGCAUCAUUCUCAGGGUCCCUGAGCUCACCCUAUGGCAUCACCACAUUUGGCAAGUCCUCAAACCGCUUAUGUGAUGGGCGAUUAGUUCUUGAUUUUAUCACCGAUUCCCUCGGUUUACCUGUCGUACCUCCUUACCAAUCAACCACAGCUAACUUCACCUCCGGGGCUAACUUUGCGGUUGCUGGAGCCACCACUCUUGCGGUUGACCUUUUGGCUAAGAUUGUUCGAACUGCGUUUCUAUGGAAAGGCACACCGUUAGGUAUUUGGACUCAACUUGAUUGGUUCAAGAAGUUUCAAGUAGAUCAUGCUUGUAAAGGAUUGGAUCAAAAAGCAUGUAAGGUUAAAUUGAACACGGCUUUGUUUUGGGUUGGGGAUAUUGGACUCAAUGACUAUUCACGUGCGGUUGGAUCUCCGAUUUCACUUCGUUCGAUAGCUCGGUCGUCAACUCUAUACGUGAUUGAACUUGUGCGGACACUUAUAAAAACCGGAGCAAAGAACAUAGUAGUCCAAGGGUUGCCACCUGUCGGUUGUCUCCCAGUAGACGUGACAUCAUGUCCCAUCAACCAACGUGACAAAUCCGGGUGUUCCUCAAUCGUAAACGGAGCCAUAAUGAUCCACAACGGAAUCCUACAAACCAAAUUGGAAAUCUUAAGGAAACUAUUCCCAGAUGUCACAAUCAUAUACGCCGAUUCAUGGAAAGCAUACUUCACAAUCGUAUCCAACCCAACAAAAUACCAAUUUCAAGAAACCCAUAAAACUUGUUGCGGAUUUAGUGGCCAAAAGUCCGACCUCAACUUCAAUAUUCAAUCGAUAUGCGGAUCUUCGGGUACUUCAGUGUGUAAAGAUCCAAGCAAAUACAUCAAUUGGGAUGGAAUUCAUCCCACCGAAGCUAUGAAUUACCAAAUGACUGAUCAAUUUUUUAAUCAAGGGUGUACAAAUCCACCGUUUAAACAGCUCAUAACAAAAACCAAAGUCAAAGUCUCUAUAAAGACACAAACACCCGAGUAAAACUCAAAUUUACAUUUACAUUAGUUGGUGUCCUAAAAGUAAGAAGGUGAGACAAAUGUCUAACAUGAAUCACCUUUUUCUUGCUAAAGUGAUAUUGUGUGUUAUGUGUAUACCUUUUUUUUAGAAUAAGAUUAGAGUAUAACAUAAUAAUAAACAAGUUUGUAUUUAUUUUGAUGUAACAAUUUGAAGGAAAUAUAAUUACAACCUGACUCUAUUUACAUUUCAAGGGUCGGCUUUUUUUUUUUUUUGUCUCAUUGGGGUUUUCUAUACAAUAAAUUAUGUAAAUCUUGUUAUAUUAGAUACUCAUAGAACAUGAAGAAAAGGG